CUACCCUAGUUCCAUGGAACAUUUCUCACCUAUAAUUAUUCUAGAACGUUUUCUUUCCUUUUUAUUAGACAAAUCGGUUACUGAUAGUGGUUUGUGCAUAACCACUAGUACCAGAAAUACAUAUUUAACUUAUUCAGAAAAUUUCCCAAAUCAAUAGGCUACCAACGCACAUAUUAUGCAAUAUUUACAUUUUAUCUGCUGUAAUAAUACCGUUGAAGCACCUGCUGAUAUUAUACAUAAACAAUAAACGUAGUCUAGGUACUGAGAAGUAUUUUCAGGGUUGAGAGCCGCGCACGCGCACAUUAAACUCUGAAAGUCCGAGAAAAAAAACUUCAUUUCCCCAUACGCGAACUUGCUGGCAGUUUUAAUCACACCAGUCUCAGGAGCACCUGGAGAGCGGCGGAAGAGUUACAAAACAACAAGGCUUACAUAAAACACGACAGAAAAGUCAAAUCUCUGAGAUGGAAAGUACAAGCUUUAUGAAAAAGGAGUUUGUAAGUGUAUGGGUACGAGAUCCCCAGGUACACAAGGAGGAUUUCUGGCACGCGUUCAUCAGCUAUGAGAUCUGUCUUCACACCAAUAGUAUGUGUUUCCGGAAGAAGACCUCUUGUGUGAGGAGGAGGUAUAGUGAGUUUGUUUGGCUGCGGCAGAAACUACAGAACAACGCUCUGCUCAUAGAGUUACCUAAACUCCCUCCCUGGAAUCCUUUUUUCAAUCUCAACAACGACAUCCAGAUCACUCAACGGAUGCAGGGGCUGCAACAGUUUCUUGAGGCGGUUCUACAGACACCAUUACUGCUGUCAGACAGUCGACUGCACCUGUUCUUGCAGUCACAACUGAGCAUUGCAAAAAUGGACGCGUGUGCACGGGGACUGACGCAUUACACCGUCGCACAGGCAAUACAGCGAUGUAUCGGCGAAGCACGUUUCCCUGUGGAGGAACAGCAUCAAGAAGAAGACAAAAUAUCCUGUGACUCAGACUGUGACAGUACAACAUCCUCUGGCUUGGGUAAUAGUAUAGGACCUGCUACACCUGUUGAAGAAGACUUGUCCCAUAACGAGAGCUUUGCCCAUGAAUUUCAAGCCACGACCCCUGAGGCAGAACUCUUUAGCAGCCUGUCUUCAUCUCCUAGCAACCCGCAGCACGUGCACCCUUGACGUGCAUUCAGUUAUAUGAACUAAAGAGAUGUACACACACGUACACACACAUAUAUACUCUGUCAAAGAGAGUCCCAGUUGCUGCUUACAGCCUCCAGAGUUAUAUUUGGAUGGAUAAUGAGUGAAAAAAGGUCUUGAUUGUUUUAUUACAUGUCAUGUAUGUGUUCAUGUUGUUUGAUGUCUUUUUAAUCUCUCUCUGUCUCUCUCUCUCUCUCUCUCUCUCUAUAUAUAUAUAUAUAUAUAUAUAUAUAUAUUAUAUUUUCUUUAUUUCAUAUCCUUUGGUCAUCAUAUUAAAUCAUCCUCCUUAACUAAAGAGCUGACCUGGAAAGAAAAAAAAACAAUUGGAGUAAAGUGGAUAGGAGUGAAUUACAGUAUGAAUUACAAGGAUUAGCAUCAUUCUAAAUGUUUUUCUUGAUGUCAUUCCGGUGUCCACUGUAUGCGUUUAAUGUGUGCCUGACAAAGAAGUUUUUUAAAUCGCUUCAGCAUUUUCUUCUGUACAGAUGUGCUUUAGUUUAACAGAUUUUAAAACAAUAACAGUAAGUUAAAUAAUGUCAUUUGUUACUUUAUUUCUUAAAAAAUCUUAUUAUAUUAACAUAGCUGAAGACUGUAAAUGUGUGAGGGGAAAAGUGUUUUAAGUACAUUUUUAUUGUGAUUUAUUUAGUGUUGAGCGACGAAUAAAUGUUUUUUUUUAAACAAAA
Ctenopharyngodon idella (grass carp) is the source of this 1855-nucleotide messenger RNA. RefSeq names its product sorting nexin 10a (gene snx10a). The transcript has 7 exons. Gene Ontology annotation, molecular function: phosphatidylinositol binding. Gene Ontology annotation, biological process: intracellular protein transport. The record is from RefSeq and is a predicted model, not a curated record. The coding region runs from base 462 to 1157 and encodes 231 amino acids. NCBI's taxonomy places the organism in Eukaryota, Metazoa, Chordata, Actinopteri, Cypriniformes, Xenocyprididae.